AUGUUAGUUAAUUGUAAGCAUUAUCAAGCUUUACAUUGGUUAUUAAAAUCUUUAACCAAUUGCUAUUAUAAUGAAAAAGUAGUUUUGGCUUUAUUAGACAAUGUAUCUAAAUUAAUUAUGAAGCUUCUUACUCAGAAUUUACUCAUAACUAAAGAAACUUAUUUAAAGCAAAUACAGCUUUUUGCAGAAGAAACUACUUUUUUACAAAAAGAAUUGCAAAAAAUUCUCAAAGAAUGCUAA
Messenger RNA from Cetraspora pellucida, 240 nucleotides. The record is from the annotation of a GenBank genome assembly. NCBI's taxonomy places the organism in Eukaryota, Fungi, Glomeromycota, Glomeromycetes, Diversisporales, Gigasporaceae.